AUGCUGAAGGUUGUAGGGCUCUACCGUUUAUGUGGGUCGGCAGCUGUGAAGAAAGAACUCCGAGAGGCAUUUGAGAAGGAUAGCAAAGCAGUUACUCUAUGUGAAACUCAGUACCCAGAUAUAAAUGUGAUAACAGGUAUCCUCAAAGAUUAUUUAAGGGAGUUGCCUUCUCCAUUGAUAACUAAACAACUUUAUGAAGCAGUAUUGGAUGCCAUGGUAAAAAGACCUUUGAAAAUGACAGCAAAUGGAUGUGAAAAUGAUUGUAAUGAUUCAGAAUAUACAAUGGCUCUCUUGGAUUGCCUGCCAGAAGUGGAGAAAGCUACUCUAAAGAUGCUCUUGGACCAUCUGAAACGGGUGGCUUCAUACCAUGAAGUAAACAGAAUGACUUGCCAGAAUUUAGCUGUGUGUUUUGGGCCUGUAUUACUUAGUCAGUGGCAGGAAACUACCAGCCACAACAACAGAGUGUUCACUGAUUCAGAAGAGCUGGCCAGUGCCUUGGAUUUCAAAAAACAUAUAGAAGUUUUACAUUAUCUGCUCCAGUUGUGGCCAGUGCAACAUCCAUCAACUGAAGAGUCAGCCUUGCUGGAGCAGCAGUCCUCUGUGAACUAUCUGAGGCCUAAGAAGCAGCGGCCUCAAAUGUUAAAUUUAAGCGAAGUCUCUGGGAUCUUGCGAUCCAGGCCAGCCAGACUGGACAGCCCUUCAAGCAACCGCUAUGCAGGAGACUGGACUGCUUGUGGAGAGAACUACUUUGUCGGUCCCAAAGAAGCUCUGAGCGAAGCAGACUAUGAUGACGUCCCUUCAGAAGAGGCGGAAAGUGGGGACGAUGGCAGCCAAGCGGAUUCUUCCAGAACGCUGCUUCGGCGGCCCAUUUGUGUGUCCAAAGAACGCACCUUUCAGGCCUAUCUAACAAUGCAAACCAUGGAUUCUGCAGUGAACCAUCAAGUAAACCUUAAAAACUUGCAAGAAAGCAUUGAUACCCUGAUAGGAAACCUGGAACGGGAACUCAAUAAAAACAAGCUCAAUAUGAGUUGUUGAUCACUUUGCUUUGCCAUGUCUCCAGUUUUGUGUCCCUUCUGUUGUAUUCCACCAGGAGAGUAUAAGGAAAAGGAUUGUGUUUUGGAUUGGGGGGGGGGGUGUUGAUCUGUAUUAUAAUUGCAUUGGGCAAUGUUGGAGAUCACUGCGCUCGGUCUUUCUCCACCAUUUGAAAACUUGUUCCUUUUUAUAAAACAAUUCUGCAAUAUUCCUUGUCAAGGUACUAUGCACUUAGGAAAUUUGAACAGUUUAUCAAAGAUAUAUAAUGCCUCAUUUCUAUCUUUGUUAUACUGGAACAGUACACUUUGUUCCUGAAACCUUAGCCCUGGUACAGAUGUUCUCUCAGAAGAGAGAAGAUUAAUGUUGCUACUUUAAGUGAUAACACGCGGCACAAACUGUACCUAGGUCACGUUCUAUUAUUUUGACACAUUUUCACUUGCAAUGCAAAGGCUGCUAUGGGGGGGGGAAGCUUUUUGAUAGUUCAGUUGUAUGAAUAUUGAUGUAUUCCUAUAGUAACACUUUCAAGCAACUAUUUAAAACUUGCAAAAAAUAUUUUUCUAACUUUUGUCUUGUAGAUAUUUAUAUGUGAAAAAGGUACGCUUCAUUGCGCAGGAUAAGAGUUUCUUCUCUCUCCUCCAACCUGGUGCUCUGAACUUAACGUUAAACUACGGUUCUUUAAUCUCCCAGCAUAAUGGUGAUGAUGGUGGUGUGUGUGUGAGAGAGAGAGAGAGAGAGGCAGGCAGGCAGGCAGACACCAAAAUGUGGGGGUAGAUUAGCAUAGGAAAUAUCAUUUCUUCAUAGAGAGCAAGACCUGCCACUGCAUUAGGUGAUUGUGUAAAAUGAGGUGAUUGUGCACUACUUCUACAGUUUGCUCACCCUUUCUCCCCUGCUGAUGCGGGAGGUUAGUAUUUUUUAUGCCCUACUGGAGAUGUUAUACAUGACAGCACUGUAGAAAUGAAUAGGUGUAGCUCAGGGUUGAAUUGGGGAGUCCUUGGUGCUUCCUUGGCUGUUUGUUUGCAAAUGUUCAUCCAGCUAAGAAGCAUCAGCAUUUUAAUGGGUAAUGAAACAUCUGCAAGCAAACAGCCGUGCUCAGAUAGCACCAAGGGCUCCACAGGACAGUCCUGUGUCCAUCUGUCCCACUCUAGAUCGGACUAAAGAGAGCUGAAGAGAGACUUGCCCGUUGUGUUGUCAACAAUCACACAUAAGCAGUUGUGGGAUAUCCUGGACAAGAAAGUAGUUGGACACUGAGAUAUUUGAAGGUUGGAACUAAAAGCAUACAAAUUAAGGUAUCCAUGAUAACAAAUUGUCUAGACACAAUGGCCUGUUUGUCACACCUUGCUGAAAUUCUGUUUGUGAAACUAAAAACAUGUUUCUAGAGAUGCUUUGAGACUUGAUUGCUUGAUAGAGACCCUAGCAGCUACCAAAUCAAAACAUUUAUUGUGGUCCUAAGUCUCUCUUUGCAAGGAUUCCUGUUUGUGCCCCGUAAAGAAUUUGUGCCAAUGUUUUGGCCUCAAAAAGUUUUAAGGCAGCAGGUACUAACUGACCUCCACCUGUAUAAAAGAAAUGUUUGAUUGCAUUUGAGGACCUAAUGGCUACUUGCAAUGUGUGAUCCAGGUGUGCCUUCCAUGUCCCUAGCGAGUGGAAAACCACACCAAAGUAUCUAAAUGUUCUAACCUGUUCCAAACUGUAUCCUUUCAAUUUCCAUGAGUAUUGGCUUGGUCUUUUAGCAAAAACUAAAAUUUUUGAUUUAUCGAAGUUAAGGACCAGCUUGUUUUGCCUGCAAUAGCCGAGUGUUGCCCUAAUUGCUCUCUUCAGACCUAUGGGGGUUUGUGAAAUGAUAGCAGCGUCAUCAGCAUUUAAGAGAAUUGGCACUUUGCGUUGUGCUAGGUUAGGAGGAUGGAAAUCAGGGUUCUGUAAAAGAUGAAUCAGGGGAUUAAUAUAGAAGUUGAAGAGGGAGGGGAUUAUUGUGGUCCAACAGUUAUUCUACCAAAUUGUCCACAAAUAUGCACAUUUUAAAAAAAUGUAAUGACUUUAAAUGCAGAUCUUUAACCAGAUCAGCCUAAUGUUAGCACUGUGCAUAAGCAAUAAUAAAUGCAGUCCAGGGUCGAUUGUGUUAAAGCAUCUCCAAACGGAGUGAACCAUGCUUAGGCAUUAUAUCAGUCGCAUUGGAUUGGAAAUAUAGAAGCGUAACUUUGUACGCCAUUACAGGUAGUGCUUGACUUAUGACCACAAUUGGGAAUGGAAUUUUGGUUGCUGUCGUUCAGCAAGUCGUCACAUGACCACAUUAGUCAUUUUACUAUGGUGGUUAUAACAAAUCACUGUGGUCAUUAAGUGAAUCCUGGGUUGUUAAGUCAAUCACAUAGCCAUAAACGCAAGCCAGUUGCCAAUUGGCUAAAUGGUGAUCAUAUAAUGGGGUAGGAAGGCUAGUGUGAUGGUUGCAAUUGCGAGGAUGGAUCAUAAGUCAUUCUUUCCAAGGCCUUUGUAAUUUUGAGCCAUCAUUAAAUUAAUGGUCAUAAGUUGAGUGCCUUAUGUGUAUUUUGUUCAGUUUUUUUCUCAAAUAGGGAAUUUUCCCUUCUCCUAUGCUAAUGGGAAGCUCCUCGUUUUUCAUAGUUGUGCUGCUUCUUUAUUUUGUGAUAAAGAACCACUUAUUAUAUACUUUAAACCUGUUCCCCCUAAUCCAUUUCUACACCUUUAUCAAUUCUAGGGAGACCCCCAAAGAGUUUGCCUCUUUUUCAAAGGUUAAUAUGGAUGAAGAAAGUGCCUGUUAAAGUAAAUGUGUUUCAAAUGGCCUGAAACAUUUUGAAGGUCUUCAUUCCAAUUGGUCUAGCUUCUUUAAUCCCAAGAAUGUCCUUAAGUGCUAAGACGAUCAAUGUAUUGUUUAUCUUGCCAGGUUUCUUACAUGAAUAUUGGCAGCUUUUCCAGUUUGUUGUGGGAAGGGUAAAUUUAAUAAAUCCUGACUGGAUUGGUCUGCAGAGUUUUGAUAUUCACUGUGAACCAAAGUAAAUAUAAGCCUGAUGAAAAUUUAAGUUCUGUCUGCAGUCAGGCAAUAAGGCCUAAGCAGCAAUAAAUUAUAACCAGGUGCCUCUUAAAAAAAGAGAGAGCAAUGGAGUAGAGUACCUCUUAAAUGGCAUUCCUUUAAAAAUGCAAGUUAGCAAACAGGGGAAGCCAUUAUCUUUUAAAGAGUGUUAUGAACACUAUUUGCUUUGCAUUAACUUUCAUCAACUGAUGUCUUCAGUUGUUUGGGAAUCACAACUUUCUCAAUUCAUCUAGGAAUUCUGGGAAUUACAGUCUUAAAAUAGCUGGAGGGUAAGGAAAGGGUACCCUAUAUCAUAGGUCUGGUUUCCUCCCUGUUUCUUUAUAUUAUCAGUUCUCUCUCUCUCUUUUUGAUCUGGUACAAGUGCUAUUUAAUUUGUUCCUUGAUAUUGACUAUUAUAAUUAUUUUAGCUAUUUAUUGACAAUAGGAUGACUGAAUUUGGUAUAUGAUUUUUGCCACAUUUACCUUAAAGAAAUAUUUCAGCAUUUUAUACAGUCUGGUUAAUUUAUUAUGAUGAGGAUUAUUAGAGUGGCGGUACACAACUACAGUCAUUUCAAUAUAGUGAUACAGUUUAAAAACAUAUAUUUUAACCUGAAGCAUUUAUUGAUAAGCUGACAUAUUUUUUAAAGCAUAUGUACAGGAAGUGAAUUAUUUUUGAACUAUGUUAAUUCUGAAUAAAACCCAAA
Thamnophis sirtalis is the source of this 4752-nucleotide messenger RNA. The record is from RefSeq and is a predicted model, not a curated record. Lineage: Eukaryota; Metazoa; Chordata; Lepidosauria; Squamata; Natricidae.